AUGGGUCUCGACGAAAAGCCAGGUGUGAUCCUCGUCCACGGAGCGUGGCACACACCCGCCCACUACUCGAACGUGAAACGCAUAUUAGAAGGCCAGGCUUACCAAGUGGAGGCGCCUCAAUCUCCUUCUUCCAGUACGGUUGCUGUCGAGAGUCCUCUGGCGAAGGAUGUUGAGACCAUCAUUAAGUCCAUCGACAAAAUUGCGUCGACGGGAAAGGACGUCGUCGUUGUUAUGCAUAGCUAUGGUGGCAUCUGUGGAAGCGAGGCUGUCGCCGAAUUUAUGGAACAUCAUAAGGCUCACGCUGACAGUCAAUACGGCACAAUCAUUCAUCUCCUGUACAUCAGCGCAUUCAUCUUGCCGAAAGGUCGACACCUGAUAGAGGAUGGGAAUACCUCACAUGUGAUGUACAUUGAUGAGAACAAAGCUCACAAGGCAAUUCAAAUUCUCAAGGCUCAAGCGAUAGAGAGCUUCGCGACCAAGACUCAAUGGAGGGGAUGGGCCGACUAUGACAUUCCUGUAACUUAUCUCGCCGCCAAGCAAGAUAAAGCUCUUGUGUAUGAUCCGGACCUCCUCAAAUUCUCGACAAGAUUGAAGGAAGCUGGCGUGCGCGACCUUGCAACACCAGUACUUGAUUGCGAUCAUACGCCCUGGCUUUCGGCUGAGUCUGAGUUCAUGGCCAUUCUCGAAGGUGUGCUAAAGAAGCCUGGCCCCUCUGCUGUUGUUGGAUAA
Messenger RNA from Pseudocercospora fijiensis CIRAD86, 729 nucleotides. RefSeq lists its product as uncharacterized. Lineage: Eukaryota; Fungi; Ascomycota; Dothideomycetes; Mycosphaerellales; Mycosphaerellaceae. The record is from RefSeq and is a predicted model, not a curated record. The transcript is spliced from 4 exons. The coding region runs from base 1 to 729 and encodes 242 amino acids.